Messenger RNA from Zophobas morio, 2105 nucleotides. Its product is annotated as organic cation transporter protein. The coding region runs from base 424 to 2022 and encodes 532 amino acids. Gene Ontology annotation, cellular component: membrane. The transcript has 11 exons. The record is from RefSeq and is a predicted model, not a curated record. Gene Ontology annotation, biological process: transmembrane transport. NCBI's taxonomy places the organism in Eukaryota, Metazoa, Arthropoda, Insecta, Coleoptera, Tenebrionidae. Gene Ontology annotation, molecular function: transmembrane transporter activity.
CCGUAAAAAGAGAGAAAUGUUGAUAUUUUUUGCAAUAAAUGUUACCUUGUUCGUUUUCUUGUUUUCAAAUUCUUUGAUUAUGCCUCUUUUAUUAACAGUAACGCUGACAGUGCUUCACAAUUUUGUAUUUGCCUGUCCGUCUUGUCAUUUUCACUACCAACCUAAAUUGAAUAAAUCGAAAAAUCCCUAACUGUGCGAUCUGCUUUCCUUACGCACGCUGUGCGUAAGGACAGGCAUACAUGAUUAGCGAGUUGUGUGAUCUUAACGAUUUACAGUGGUGAUCGUAGAAAAAUAUACUUGUCAUUUGUGACAUUCAGCUAAGACGUGCAAAAGACAGUGUAUAUGAUGAAGGCAAAUUAUUCUUCUCGUCUUGUGGACGCUAGCGCUACAGUUCACAAUACUUUCCAGAUCCAAUAAUCGAAAAUGGAUUUUGAUGAUAUAUUAGAAGAGCUUGGAGAACUGGGGAAAUACCAAACUGUGACGUACAUUUUAAUUUGCAUUCCUGUACUUUUCGCUGCAGCGAACAGUUUAAGUUACGUUUUUACAGCAGGAACUCCCAACUAUAGAUGUUUUAUACCCGAAUGCGAAGAACCGCAAAACACUUCAUAUGAAGUACCAUGGAUUCACUGGGCUAUACCUAAUGAAGAUUCCAGCGAAGUCCUUGAAUCAAAAUCAUAUUAUUGUGAUAGAUUUAGCGUAAACCAAUCUCUGGCAAACGGUACUUGCUAUAAAGAUUUGUUUACCACACACAUUGAAAAAUGCAACGAAUGGAUAUUUGAUCACACGGAACGCACUAUUGUUAACGAUUGGAACUUAACAUGUGCGGAAAACCAAUGGAAGCUGUCGUUUGUUGGAACUAGCCACUUUGCUGGAAUUAUCGUUGGUUCGGCAUUAUUUGGAAUUUUAGCAGACAGAUAUGGACGCAAGAAAAUCUUCAUAGUAUGUACGGUCUUAAUGAGUCUGUCUGGGUGUGCCCAAGUUUUAUCACCCGGAUAUGUGACUUUUGUUAUUCUGAUGUUUGUAAACGCAACGUGUACGGCAGGAGUUUACCCUCUAGCGUUUAUUAUUGGCGUAGAAAUGGUUGGGAAAAGAAAACGCGAAAUAACAGGAAUGGUCUUAAAUUAUUUUUACGCUGUGGGAGAAGCUGUGGUUGCUCCUAUAGCAUGGUACACAAUGGAUUGGACACUGUUACAACUAAUAGUGUCAGCGCCUGCAGUCUUAUUUUUUGUAUAUUACUGGUUUAUUCCCGAAUCCGUACGAUGGCUUUUAGCAAACCAAAAACGCGAAAGGGCCAAAAAAAUUAUUUGUAAAGCAGCUAAAUUUAACAAGGUGACCCUGUCCGAAUCUCUGUUAGCGUCAUUCCAGAAACAACCUUCAAAGGAAAGUGUGGAGUUGGAAGAAGACGAAGGAACAAAAAUUUUAACCGUUCUCAAAACGCUGCUUCAAUCACGGAAACUCAUUCUUCGAAUGUUAAUUAUUUUUUUUAUUUGGGGUGUGAAUGCUUUUGUAUUCUAUGGACUAUCAAUAAAUUCGACGAGUAUUGGUGGUAAUAAAUACAUCAAUUUCGCCCUUGUUAGUUUGAUUGAAAUUCCCGGUUAUACCAUGGGCUGGAUAAGCAUUCGUACGUUAGGUAGAAGACUAUCACUUGUGAUUUCUCUUUUAUUGUGUGGAUUGACCUGUACUUUGACAAUCUUCGUACCAACAGAUAUGACCUGGGCUAUUAUUGUUCUCUUCCUAAUGGGUAAAUUGGGCGUAACAUCAGCGUUUGGAGUUGUGUACGUUCACACAGCUGAGAUGUUACCCACUAUUAUUCGAAGUGCUGGAGUUGGCUCCGCCUCCACUAUGGCUCGAGUUGGAGCUUUAUUGGCACCAUUUGUACCCUUGCUGGCAAUGUAUGCGGAACCAUUGCCUAUGCUGCUGUUUGGAGCAGUCGCAGUAUUAGCAGGAAUUUUGGCAUUCAAAUUACCUGAAACUUUAGGAUGCAAGUUACCCGAAACGGUAGAAGAAGCAGAAAAUUUAUAACGAUGAACAUAAAAUUAAGUGAAAUUGUUUUUAUAAAACGAAGUUUUUGUUAUUUAACUUGACAAUAAAAGUAUGUAUAAAAA